Messenger RNA from Pseudozyma hubeiensis SY62, 1839 nucleotides. RefSeq names its product enoyl-CoA hydratase/isomerase. Gene Ontology annotation, molecular function: 3-hydroxyisobutyryl-CoA hydrolase activity. The record is from RefSeq and is a predicted model, not a curated record. Gene Ontology annotation, cellular component: mitochondrion. Gene Ontology annotation, biological process: L-valine catabolic process. NCBI's taxonomy places the organism in Eukaryota, Fungi, Basidiomycota, Ustilaginomycetes, Ustilaginales, Ustilaginaceae. The transcript has a single exon. Bases 1 to 1839 code for a protein of 612 amino acids.
AUGAGGACGUCUGCCCUCCUUCGCACAUCCUCCUUCCUCAUCUCUCGAUCUACACCCACCGCAUCCCUUACCAUCCCUCUCCUCCUCUCCUCGUCCACCCGCACCCUCGCCCUCUCCAGCAACAUGUCCGCCAAACGCAAUUCUGCCAACGCGCGUCUCAACCAGCUCACCCGUCAAAUCUCUUCCACCGCUUCCCACACCAUGACUGCUUCUCCUCCCAACCGAGCCUCUAGCGCGGGUGCUGGUAGUAUGGACGACGCCAAACUCGUCAAGCUUCUGUCCGAAGGUGGACUUCGCACCAUCCUCCUGAACCGCGAAAAGGCGCUCAACGCCUUGAACCAAGAGAUGGUCGACCUCAUCAACGCCGCUCUCGACGAGUGCAUCCGUUCCACCAACUGCAACGUCAUCCUUCUCCGCGGUGUCGGUCGAGCCUUGUGUUCGGGAGGCGACGUUUUGGCAGUCGUAAAAGCAGCCGAUUCGUCUGAUCCCAAGACUCGCAACACGGCAUUGGAUUUCUUCCAAUCCGAGUUCCAGCUGGACUACAAGAUCGCGAGGUUGGGCGAAGCGGCUAAUGCACACUCGGCAGGCGCCGGGGCUGAGGAUGCUAGGACGUUGGCCGAGUCGAAAGCCGGAGCCAAGAAGCCGAAGACGUUCGUCAGUGUCAUGGAUGGCAUCACAAUGGGCGGUGGUGUAGGGUUGAGUGUUCACGCUCCCUUCAGGUUGGCUACCGAAAGAACGCUUUUCGCCAUGCCGGAGACGGGUAUCGGUUACUUCCCGGAUGUGGGUGUUACAAGGGUGCUGGCCAGGCUGGAUGGAAAGAUCGGUCAGUACCUCGGCAUGACCGGUGCCAGGAUCUCCGGUGAAGAGGCAUACCUCAUCGGGCUGGCAACGCACUACGUCAGCUCGAGCAGCAUCGAUGCCGUCGCCCACAGGUUGAGCACCCUUCCCAGCGAAUCGGCACUCAACCCGAGCCUGGUUUCUUCCGCACUGCACGAAUUCGACGCCGACCCACUGACCGCAAAGGACACGCUCGCCAAGUCUGCCUUCUUCGGCGACCGUCGCAUCGCCCUCGACUACGUGUUCGGUCAGCUCUCCUGCGAAUCCAUCGUCAGCUGUCUCGAAGAAAUCUCUGCCGCAAAGUCCGACUCGCAAGCCGCAGCUGAACUAUCCCAACUCGGUUUCGCAUCCAUCACUCCCGAAGUGCAGCAGUGGGCGACGUCUACACUCAAGGAUCUCAAGACAAAGUCUCCGCGAUCGCUCAAGAUCACCCACCAGGCGAUCCUCGAGGCGAGGCGAUUCGAUGUGGAGGAAGCAUUCCGAUUCGACAUGCGUCUCGCCACCGCCUUCUGCGAUCUAUCCGUCGGCAGGGAUUUCCACACCGGCGUAACCCACGUCCUCGAACGCGACCCCGCCACCGGCAAGCGUAGAACAGGAAUCGCCGAUUGGCAACCUUCGUCUCUGGACAAGGUGUCGGAUACCCAGAUCCGUGCGUUGUUCUUCGCCGAUCUGGAAACCGCUAAGAAGGCAGGCUUGAAGCUGCAGUUGCCCGAGUUGAAGGAUAUUCCGGAUCCACCCAGCAGCAAGGAGGCUAGGCAGGCGAGGGACAGUCUGUUGAGGGGAAAGGGUCCACUCAAAUGGGAGCAGAGUCACAAUGUGUUUGCGCUGCCGAGCGAGGCUGAGUGUGCGGCAUUGUUGGAGGGAAACCACCCGGCCGCGGCGGCGGUCAAGCCGGACAGUGGCGAGUUGGUCGAUUGUCUCAAGAGACACAAGGGUAGUCUGCCUGGGUUGGAGUAUAAGGUCAAGGACUGGGUCGAGAGGAUGGACCGAAGAAGGGUUUAG